Pararge aegeria (speckled wood butterfly) is the source of this 579-nucleotide messenger RNA. RefSeq lists its product as uncharacterized. The transcript is spliced from 5 exons. The record is from RefSeq and is a predicted model, not a curated record. Lineage: Eukaryota; Metazoa; Arthropoda; Insecta; Lepidoptera; Nymphalidae. Bases 49 to 579 code for a protein of 176 amino acids.
UUGUGAUAAAGAUGUGACGUUUUCUGAAAGGGUUAUUAAAUUAAAAGAAUGAGGCCGUGGAUUGUUUUGCUCGUAAUUAGUGUAUCACAAUGCUAUGAAAAAGGUCUAACGCCAUACGAAUUGACUUACAUCGAUGAUGUUAAAAACAUAGCGGGCUUUGGAGAUGCCCAGCACAGAGGUCCCCAGUGGUACGAUUACGACACCAAAUCCUCUGGAGAAAGUGGCAGUGAUUUGAAAAGUCGUCAUUCAGAAAGUACCAGUUCAAUAGAAGUGAGCAGUAGUCAAUCCUCAAGUCAGUCGUCGGAAGCUUCUUCAAUGGAAACUAAUGAAAAAAGACGCGCGACAAUAACGUAUCGCACAUGUACGCCGUGUCCUCACGACAUGAUGAAGAAAUACGAGAACUUAGGUAUAAAAUGGAUAUGCGGUGGGUACCAACGUGCGCACAGAUCAUUCAAGAGUGAAUGCAUGAUGAAAUAUCGGAACUGUGAAGACGGAACUAUGUUCGUGAAACUGUACGAUCACCGUUGUAAGGACGACCCACACCACGGAAGACACUGGUUUUACAUUUAUAAAACAUAA